AUGGUUUUCUUGUGUAACCAUCAGUUUUAUAAGCUGGUGAUCUAUAGUAUUGUUUUCUAUGUGUUGGCGUCGUCGUCACUGUUAGCUUCUUCAGAUGCUGCAGCAUCGGAAGAACCAAUCGAGAGAGGUAGGCGGUUGUUACCUUUUCAGAAGAAAACGGUGGUGAUCGGUAAUAUAGUAAGAAACAGAGAAGUUUUGAAUGUGCAUUGCAAGUCUUCGGAAGACGACUUGGGGUUGCAACACAUCCGAUUCACCGAUGUUUGGUCUUUCAAGUUUAGGGUAAAUUGGAAAGGCACUACAAAGUUUCGUUGCCAUAUAACGUGGAGAGGAGGUGGUGAUCAUUGGUUUACUAUCUUUAAAGAUAGGAGAGACAACUGUGAUUAUUGUAAGUGGCAAGUCUUGGGAGAUGGUGGAAGGGAAAAACCUAUGAUCCGGACAAGAUGGUUGAAAGGUUACGAAACUGGAAGGGAUGACUUCUUCGAUUGGGACAAAUAACUUCAAACC
This is a messenger RNA of Capsella rubella, 504 nucleotides long. Its product is annotated as S-protein homolog 4. The coding region runs from base 1 to 495 and encodes 164 amino acids. Lineage: Eukaryota; Viridiplantae; Streptophyta; Magnoliopsida; Brassicales; Brassicaceae. The record is from RefSeq and is a predicted model, not a curated record. The transcript has a single exon.